GCUGGGAUUUUUGUCUGCCUUCUUCCUCGUUUCCUCUUUCUCUCCUAAAGAGUCGAUUAUCUGAUUCUCAGAAAGCUUGAUCAUGGAUCGUUCACGGUUCUAGGGUUCCAUCAAUUCCCAAUCAUCUGAUCCGAUUUAGGUCAUAGCUGUUCUCGAUUUUAAUUCGAGUCGAGAAAUUUUCGGGGUUCUCUAAGAAGAUAUGUACAGCAAUUUUAAGGAACAAGCGAUUGAGUACGUGAAGCAGGCGGUGCAAGAGGACAAUGCCGGGAAUUACAGCAAGGCGUUUCCUCUGUACAUGAAUGCGCUCGAGUACUUCAAGACCCACCUCAAGUACGAGAAGAACCCUAAAAUCAGGGAAGCCAUCACCCAGAAAUUCACCGAGUAUCUCCGCCGAGCCGAGGAGAUCCGGGCCGUUCUCGAUGAAGGUGGAUCUGGUCCUGGAUCCAACGGCGACGCUGCCGUCGCCACCCGGCCGAAGAGCAAGCCCAAGGACGGCGAAGGCGGCGGAGACGGUGAGGAUCCGGAGCAGUCGAAGCUCCGAGCUGGGUUGAACUCCGCGAUCAUAAGGGAGAAGCCGAACGUGAAGUGGACUGAUGUCGCUGGGCUUGAGAGCGCGAAGCAGGCGUUGCAGGAAGCUGUGAUUUUGCCCGUCAAGUUUCCACAGUUCUUCACUGGAAAGAGGCGGCCAUGGCGGGCUUUCCUAUUGUACGGACCUCCAGGAACGGGGAAGUCUUACUUGGCCAAGGCUGUUGCUACUGAAGCUGAAUCUACGUUUUUCAGUGUAUCUUCAUCAGAUCUGGUAUCGAAGUGGAUGGGUGAAAGUGAAAAGCUAGUAUCAAACCUUUUCCAGAUGGCCCGUGAAAGUGCUCCAUCAAUCAUUUUCAUCGAUGAGAUUGAUUCCUUAUGUGGUCAACGUGGAGAAGGCAACGAGAGUGAAGCUUCAAGACGUAUUAAAACUGAGCUUCUUGUGCAGAUGCAGGGUGUUGGGCACAAUGAUGAAAAGGUUCUUGUCCUUGCAGCAACAAACACACCUUAUGCUCUUGAUCAGGCUAUUCGACGACGUUUUGAUAAACGUAUCUAUAUCCCUCUCCCUGACGCCAAGGCUCGGCAGCACAUGUUCAAAGUGCAUUUGGGAGAUACUCCUCAUAACUUAAGUGAAGCUGAUUUUGAAUAUUUAGGUCGCAGGACAGAAGGGUUUUCUGGUUCUGAUGUAUCUGUUUGUGUCAAAGAUGUUUUAUUCGAACCUGUUCGUAAAACUCAGGAUGCCAUGUUCUUCUUCAAGACACCUGAUGGAAUGUGGAUGCCAUGUGGGCCUAAGCAACCCGGUGCAAUCCAAACUACCAUGCAGGAUCUUGCAACAAAAGGGCUGGCUGAGAAGAUUAUUCCACCGCCGAUCUCGAGAACAGAUUUUGAUAAGGUGCUUGCAAGGCAGAGGCCAACAGUGAGCAAAAGUGACCUUGAAGUCCAUGAGAGAUUCACAAAGGAAUUUGGCGAAGAGGGCUAAUAGAUUUAUCGAUUUGGCAACUCAUUGGAAGCAUACCAUUGAAUGGCUCGGUAUUAUUAGUUACCUUUUUUUAAUUCAAUGGAAGAUCUCACUGAAACUUCCCCUUUAUUAAAUAUACUGAGAUCGAACCAGCUCAUUAUGUUUGAUGCCUCAACAUUGUAUUUGCUUAUUCCGAAUUUGUGUAAAGAACAUCUCCCAAAAUCCAUUGGAUAUGGCCUUUGAUUUG
Tarenaya hassleriana is the source of this 1730-nucleotide messenger RNA. RefSeq names its product protein SUPPRESSOR OF K(+) TRANSPORT GROWTH DEFECT 1. Gene Ontology annotation, molecular function: ATP hydrolysis activity; ATP binding. The transcript is spliced from 8 exons. The coding region runs from base 200 to 1504 and encodes 434 amino acids. NCBI's taxonomy places the organism in Eukaryota, Viridiplantae, Streptophyta, Magnoliopsida, Brassicales, Cleomaceae. Gene Ontology annotation, biological process: endosomal transport; vacuole organization. The record is from RefSeq and is a predicted model, not a curated record.